AUGCUUUCCAUCGCACGCCAAUCGAUCUCCGCGGUUCCAAGACGCCAGCUCGCGGGCGCUGCCCUUGGAGUUAGAAGCCUCGUUACCAUUAAGGCCACGCCCGCCGAAGAGCAGGCGAUCCUUGUCGCACAGAGAAAAAACAGACCAUCGUCUCCACACCUGCAAAUCUACCAACCACAGCUGACGUGGAUUCUGUCCUCGUUCCACAGAAUCACCGGCGUGGGCCUUGCUGCAGGCUUCUACGCCGUCACCUGCACCUACGCAUUCACAAGUCUCGCUGGAAUACCCUUUGACACGGCCACCCUGGUGUCGGUUGUUGCCGGUCUGCCAGUGGCCGCCAAAGUUGGCCUCAAGGCAGCAGCAUCGUUCCCAUUCGCAUUCCACGUGGCCAACGGAGUCAGACACCUGGUCUGGGACUUUGGCAAAGAGCUCACGCUCAAGGGUGUGUAUAGAACCGGAUACGUCGUGCUCGGUUUCACCGCCCUGGUCGGAACAUACCUCACUUUCCUCUAA
This is a messenger RNA of Ogataea parapolymorpha DL-1, 513 nucleotides long. Its product is annotated as succinate dehydrogenase cytochrome B subunit, mitochondrial precursor. Gene Ontology annotation, cellular component: membrane. The record is from RefSeq and is a predicted model, not a curated record. The coding region runs from base 1 to 513 and encodes 170 amino acids. Gene Ontology annotation, molecular function: succinate dehydrogenase activity; electron transfer activity. Gene Ontology annotation, biological process: mitochondrial electron transport, succinate to ubiquinone; tricarboxylic acid cycle. The transcript has a single exon. NCBI's taxonomy places the organism in Eukaryota, Fungi, Ascomycota, Pichiomycetes, Pichiales, Pichiaceae.